Molecule: messenger RNA, 3849 nt
Organism: [Torrubiella] hemipterigena
Lineage: Eukaryota; Fungi; Ascomycota; Sordariomycetes; Hypocreales; Clavicipitaceae
Source: the annotation of a GenBank genome assembly
GCCCCCCUGUGGAUUCUCCUUCUCCUCCUUCACAAGCUAAACCUCAAACAUCGCCAGCCGUUGCACUCUCAACAAUAGCCUCAAUAGUGCCAUUGCCAUUGGCAUUCACACCACCAGCACAAUGGCGUCUCUCGGCAUUGCGCCCUGCCAGCUGACAAAGGGCCAUGCCAUCACCACCAUCCGCAGACGCCUCUCCAAUAGCGCGCUGCGUCCACCAUCCUCGUCCUCCAACAGACCGGCCCAGCGCUCCUUCAGCUCCCAACGCCGCUACUCGACAGGCUCGGGCCAAAGACCAAAGUUCACACACAGACUGCGUGAAGCUCUUCGCAAAACCAAGAUCCAAUGGUACCAGAUCCCCGUUGGUCUCGGCAUCGGCUUCCUCGGCCUGGUGCAAUUCUACAAAGUCUCGGCGCGCGAGCGUGAGAAGCAAGAAGGCAUAGAAAAGCCUAAGCCGCGCCCCAGAGUCACACCUGAGGGUCCAUGGCAGAUCCAAGUCAUGUCCACACUGCCACUCAAGGCCAUCUCGCGUCUUUGGGGCCGAUUUAACGAAUUGACGAUCCCUUACUACCUCCGCGUACCAGGCUUUAAGCUUUACUCAUUCGUCUUUGGUGUCAACCUUGACGAAGUCUCAGAGCCCGACCUCCACAUCUAUCCCAACCUUGCGGCCUUCUUCUAUCGAACGCUCAAGCCCGGCGCACGACCUCUCGAUGCCGACGCCAACGCCCUUCUCUGCCCGUCAGAUGGCAAGGUCCUACAGUAUGGCCGUAUCGAAGGUGGCAACAUUGAACAGGUCAAGGGCAUGACCUACACAAUCGACGCCCUGCUUGGCAAGAACACUCCUGCACCAAGCAUUGCUUCGUCUUCGCUGUCUUCUUCAGACGAAAUCAAGCAGCAUGAAGAAUUCGCCAAGAUGAAUGGCAUCUCAUACACACUGCCUGAUCUGCUUGCUGGCCAGAAGGACCCCCACGGCCACCCUCACCAAAUAACGGACCAGUCGACCAGUGCCUCGCAGAGCGCCGUAUCCCAAGUCCGCGCCGACCUAGCUCUUGGCGAGAAGCCCUGGUACGACAUCCUCUCUCCCGAAAAGACCACCUCUCUCUACUACGCCGUCAUCUACUUGGCGCCUGGUGACUACCACCGCUUCCACUCGCCCACCAACUGGGUCGUCGAGCGCCGCCGCCACUUUGCUGGCGAGCUGUACAGUGUGUCGCCGUACCUGCAGCGCACGCUUCCCGGUCUUUUCACGCUCAAUGAGCGCGUGGUUCUUCUAGGCCGCUGGCGCUACGGCUUCUUUAGUUACGUCCCCGUCGGCGCCACCAAUGUCGGCUCCAUCAUUGUCAACUUUGACAAAGAGCUCCGCACAAACAGCCUACUGACCGACACGGCUGCUGACCUUGCUGCUGAGGAGGCCGCCAAGCGUGGUGAGCCGUACCUGGGCUUUGCGGAGGCAACGUAUGAGGGUGCUAGCUCUGUUCUGCACGGCCACGCCCUCAAGCGUGGUGAUGAGAUGGGCGGGUUCCAACUCGGCAGCACCGUCGUGCUCGUCUUUGAAGCACCCAGCGAUAAGCCCGCUACAACUGAGGGUCAGAAACCUACGGGUUGGACGUGGGCGGUAGAAAAGGGCCAAACUGUCAAGAUGGGACAAGCCCUUGGCCGCAUUGUAGAAGAGUAAAGAAAAUCCGACCAAAAAAAAGCUCCCGGUUAUCACUGUAUUAUUUUUCACCGUCACAAGGGACGAUUGUCGAGAGUACCUGGUUAUAAUGGAAUGAUAUGUAUUGAAGCAGAGAAAAUAAUGCAAACACUUAUAUACCUAACUAUGCCCCAUCUGAUGUGCUAUGAAUUUGGGCUUAAUCUUAGAUGCCAAACAUGUUCUUGAACGUACGUCUUUGCAGCAUACGGUCCAAAUGCGCCGCCUCCUCUGCACUCAAAGCAGUGAUCUGGUCCCACGGAUCACGCACACCCUCGCAUUCAAUCUCGCCCUUUGGUACGAUACCCUUGUCAAAAUACUGCUGCAGAGCAGUCUGCGUGCACUUGCUAACGAUGCCAGAGCCAGCGGCACAGUGGCCCAUGCCGUUGGCAACAACCAGGCCAGCCCCAGGAUGCUGCCUGUACAUGUUGCGUGCGGAGGUGACCGGCGUGACGGGAUCCCAGCGAUUAGAGAGGAAAAGAAGCGGCGCUGCAGGACGACCCUUCUCUGGCGCAGACGAGUCCUUGGAUGCCUUGGGGGUUGUGAAUGGGCCCUUGUACUCCCAGUUUGGUCGAGCGAAUACGCCGGCGCAGGUAAUGCGGCCUUGGGCCACGCUGCCGCCAGCCACCGACGACCGUUCAGCUUGGUCUUUGAUAUACUUGCGCCAGUAGCCCACCUUUUGGCCUGAAGAUGCGUCGCCGUCGGUGCAGGAGAUGGCGCUGUAGGCGUCCUCGUUGAUACCAGCCGUCGGGAAGGUCUGGUUGGCGGCGGGGCAGUAGUCAACAAUUGGUUUAAUGUUGGACAUGAACGCCAAGGUGUUUGUAAGGACGGUUACAUUGCCGGAAAUACCUUCAUCGAGAAUCUCGGACAUUCCCUGGAAGGUCUGGUCGGCGGCGUAGAGCAGGCUGAAGAUCAUGUUGCGGAUGUCGGCAGAUCUCCAAACAAGCGGGUUGCCAUCGGGAGUUACGCUGGUGAUGGGCUCUUUGUCAAGAUGUUCAAUCCAUGAAAAGACGCGCUUCUUGAUGUCGGAUGGCUUCUUGUCGCCGGGGCGGUAGAGCUUGCACGCGGGGUUUCCGGCCUUGAAGCAGCCCUUGAAGAAGAGUUCAACCAUCUCGUCAGAGUCGUGUGUGGCAGUAAGCCAUCCCUAAGAAACAAGUCAGUACAUGAUGUUGCUUUGAAGAAACUGUUGCAGAGAUUAUCCUACACGGCCGGUGGCAUAGUCAUCGGUGUCAACAACACCGUCCAGGACAACACGGCCAACACGCUCCGGGAACAGAGCGGAAAAGUAGUUGCCCAGGACGGUGCCAUACGAGAAUCCAAUAUACUGCAGACGGGGAGUAGUAUCCUUGACACUCCUGAGCUCAAGCAUCUCAUCCUCGCCGUCGCCCUUGCGGCUCUCCUUCUUGCGCAGCUCGUCAAUCUUGUCGACUAUGGCGACCAUGUCUCGAGCCACGCUAGGCGUGUUGACGUACGGGAUCACAUCAGCCAUGACCUUGGCGCAGUGCUUGCCAGCCUGUUGGAUUGCAUUGAAGGUGUAGAUGAGAGCAUUAUCGCUAGCAUCGACGGCCCCGACAGCCAUAGCGCUUAGGGUGGCAGCAUCGCGGGCCAGCACAUUUCCUUCAAAGCAGUCGACAGUGGGUAGGGUGUGUCCAAUGCCGCGAGGGUCAAAGGAUAAGAUCUCAUAGUGCUUCUUGCCGGGAAUAUCAAUGGUUUUCUGCAGCUGGCUAGCUGCGUUAAGAAGAUAUCCCACACCAGAGCCGCCGGGGCCACCUGGGUUUGUAAGGAUGGUUCCUGCAAACGCAGGAUCGUCAUCAGGCACUACGGCGGGCAACUUGGCAAUGGCAAUGGUGACGGUGUGUCCAUCCGUCUCAUUGUGCCAGUCUCGGGGAACUAUCAGACGGGCACACUUGUAAUCAUUAAAACAGGCAUGGUAUUCGAGAUCCUUGGAGGGCGUGACAGAAGCCCAGUCAAAGUCGUCUGGAGUAGGCAGCAGUGACGCGGCAGAUGCGCCCGUGGCGAGACUAACCCAAAGGCUGGCGGAAUAUUUCAUCUUUCCAGAAGAUUUUGAAAUUCAAUAAAUAGGAAUUGAUGAUGCAGUUGGCAAAUUCGUGCCGAUGCUACUCUUCAAAUGAGGGGAAGUCAAAAGGGUUGCGUAAUGGUGG